GAUUGUUGAUUAAAUGAGCAAAUGACCCCAUGUAUAUUGUACACCUGGGUAUAUUUAACAUAUUAAGGGUCAAAGUUUACAAAAUUUGAUCUAAAAAAUGGUAAUGGAGCAAAAAUAAAGAGACGGAGGGAGUAUAAAAAGAGUAUUUCGUAUGUGUAUUCAGAUUAGUAAUGCCUACCAAAAUACAGCUCAAAAAAAAAAAAAAAAAAAUAAUUUAAAGGCGCUGUCGUCCUCGUGGCGGGGCUGGACAUUUUCUGUAAAAAAUAGCAAUAAUUCUCUCUCCUGACUCUUCCCUUUCACUUUCUGUAAUCUUAAACCCUUCUCAGUCUCAAGAUUCUCUUCUUUCAUCGCCUGAAAUUUUCUUCAUUUAUUAAUUCUUCAUUUCCUUUUCAUCUCCGCUAUUCUUUGAUUCUCUUUGUACCUGGUAUAGGCGUAUGUUUCUAAGUGCUCUUGAGGCUGCACAGACUGUUGAUAGACUCAAAACAUCUUGGAGAUGACAAUGGCUUCGGAGCUUGUAAAUAUUGCUACAAGUGACAAACUAACUGAGGUUGAUUGGGCCAAAAACAUUGAGAUCUGUGAAAUAGUUGCUCAUGAUCAGAGGCAAGCAAAGGAUGUGAUGAAAGCGAUCAAAAAGCGCUUGGGUAGUAAGAGUUCAAAUGCUCAGCUGUAUGCUGUUAUGCUGUUAGAGAUGUUGAUGAACAAUAUUGGUGAGGCUGUUCAUAAGCUGGUGAUAGAAGCAGGUCUUCUCCCUAUUUUAGUUAAAAUCGUGAAGAAAAAGUCUGAUUUACCAGUGCGAGAAAGAAUAUUCCUUCUUCUGGAUGCAACACAAACAUCAGUUGGUGGAGCAACUGGAAAGUUUCCUCAGUACUACAAUGCUUACUAUGAGUUGGUGAGUGCAGGAGUAAAGUUUCCUGGAAGGCCUAAUGCAGUCUCAUCUAACCAUAACUCCUCUGGUGCAAGCCAAAGUAAUUUAACUGUUGGAAGCAUUGCCGCGUCAGCCAGUGAAAGGGCCCCAAAAAGGGAAGAACGUCAAGAACCCCAGCCUGCACCUGGGUCCAGUAUAAUUGAAAAGGCUAAUGCUGCAUUGGAAGUUCUAAGAGAAGUUCUGGAUGCAGUCAAUGCUCAAAACCCUGAGGCAGCAAAGGAUGAGUUCACUCUUGAUCUUGUGGAGCAGUGUUCAUUUCAAAAAGACAGAGUAAUGCACCUUGUGAUGACAUCCAGAGAUGAGAAAUUGGUCUCUAGGGCUAUAGAGUUGAACGAGCAGCUUGGCAGGAUUUUAGCAAAGCAUGCAGCUCUACUUUCAGAUGGCCCUGCACCAACAGCUAAUGUUCCUGCGCCUUCCAAGCAGCGCACUCCACCAUUGAGCGAUAAUAAUCACAUGGAUACUGCCACAUGGGUAGCAAACCAUAAAUAUAAUAAUACUAAUGGGGCUAGGGGCACUUGGGCAUCAAACCAUAAAAGUCAUGUUGGUCAACCCACAUCACCACCAAAUCAUAUCAAUCGUACUGACCAUGAAGAUACAGAUGAAGAAGAGGAGGCAGCGCAGCUUUCUCGUAGGAUUCGGAAAGGAAAAGCACUUGUGAGGCCUGAAGAUGAAGAAAGUGCAGAAGAGAGGCCAUUUGGAAUGCAGGGUGCUUCCAUGCCAACAGAAACUUUGCAUCGGCCUCUUAUCCGACCUCUAACUCUUGAGUCACCAUCUCGUGAAAUGCAGGCGCCACCUUCAGCUACUUUGAUCCCACCCCCACCUGCAAAACAUGUUGAGAGGGAAAAAUUCUUCCAGGAGAAGAAGGGAGAUGGCGCUUCUUUGUCAGGCCACAUGAGAGGUCUUUCAUUACACAGUCGCAAUGCUAGUAAUAGCUCGUACAAUGGGAGCAUAGGUUCUUGUGAAUGAUAUAGUAGCCGACUUGAGUAUAUUUAUGAUUUAUUAUGCGGCUUUUAGUGUUUUGAGUAUUGAUAUUAAUCUGCUGUGGAAGCAAAGAGGGCUUUCAGUGUUGUAGUUCUGGGUUUGUGUGAGAGCGUCUGAAGAUGUGGACAUACAGGAAUUCGCCUGGUUACUCACUACAGCCUGCUGGUGGCAACAAUUUCUGUAUACAUGCUUGUGUCGGUGUCGGUAUGUUUGUGUAACUAGUUAUUGGGAAUGGUCUUAUUGGUCUAUAGGUAUCAGAAUUUCUGUAGCAAAAUGAGUUUGUGAGUGAGUCGUUUAUCCUUAUUCGACUUAUGGGCAUAUGUAUAUCUAUACCUGAGUGAAUGUAGCAAUCAUUAAUUUAUUUAUUAGCAUACUUGAUUACUUGUACAUGUUUUAUGGCACCCACACUAGGUGUUCAAGUUUUUUCUGUUGCUGAGCAAAAGAGAACAUCUUAACUUGUAAUCAGGGUUUGUGGUAUUUUUGUGUAAAUGUAUUACUAUCAAGAAAAUUUUUUUCAGAAAAAAUACACGAUUAUAAUUUGUGAAAGCC
Chenopodium quinoa (quinoa) is the source of this 2455-nucleotide messenger RNA. RefSeq names its product TOM1-like protein 5. Gene Ontology annotation, molecular function: ubiquitin binding; phosphatidylinositol binding. The coding region runs from base 494 to 1891 and encodes 465 amino acids. Lineage: Eukaryota; Viridiplantae; Streptophyta; Magnoliopsida; Caryophyllales; Amaranthaceae. The transcript is spliced from 11 exons. Gene Ontology annotation, biological process: protein transport to vacuole involved in ubiquitin-dependent protein catabolic process via the multivesicular body sorting pathway. The record is from RefSeq and is a predicted model, not a curated record.